UGACUCUGGAUCACUGCCCUUGUUUUCUUGACGUCCAGAGGCAUGAAUUCGAUGAUAGGGAGGAGUUUCUGAACCGACACCCGGCACCGGUCGGGGUCCCUGUGGGACGCCUUCGACCACCUGCACCCGGGAGGAGGAGACUGGUCCGUGACGGGGGAAGAUGCGAGGAUGGUGGCGGGCAGAGUGGAGGCUGGAAGUGGGCACAGGAAUGUGUGGAGUUCAGCGUAUGCUGAAAUGUGAUAUAGAUGAAGACCUGAAUGAGAAAAGGCAGGGGAGAAAAGAACAGGACAGAGAACGCUGAUAAAGACUCAAUGGAGCCCUUCUAGUGAAACUCCCCUGGGACCAGGACCGCUGCAACAGGAAGGAAGAGGGAAGAGAAGCUCUGCGUCAUCAACAUGAAGUCGGUGACGCCCCGCCAGCACCGCCGGUCCCCCUCUGCUGAUGCCGAGCCGGAACCCGAAGCAGAGGAACUGGACUGGGACGGCUACAGCGCCACACUAGAGCCCAGCUUGGCAGCAGAGCAGGAGAGCGCGCAGGCGUCCGAGCAGCACCGCGCCCGGCUGGAGAAGGCCGGGCGGGAGCUGGAGCGGCAGCUGUCCGGCCUGUCGGGGCGCCUGGAGGAGGAGCAGGGCUGCUCGGCCCAGCUCGCCCUGCACCGGGACCGGCUGGAGGCGGAGUGCAGCGGCCUCCGACGGGACCUGGACGAGCUGGAGAGCGCGCUGGCGGCCGCGGAGCGCGACAAACAGUCCUCGGACAGCGAGGUGAGGAAGCUGUCGGAGCGGUUGGUGCAGAGAGACGAGGCGCUGCAGCAGCUCCAGAAGGAGAGGGAGCAUCUGGUGGAGCUCAGCCAGCAGGCCAUGGAGGACCUGCAGCUGGAGGAGGAGAAGGUCGACUCUCUGACCAAAGACAGAACCAAGCUGCAGAUGCAGGCGGAAGACCUGGAGUACCUGCUGGAGCAGGAGCGCUGCCAGCGAGGCGAGCUGGAGCGGAGCAGGAGGAAGCUGGAAGGCGACAGCAGGUCCACGCAGGAGAGUCUGGGAGAGAUGGAGAAGAUGAGGCGGACCCUGGAAGACCUCAUCAAAAGGAAGGACCUGGAGAUCAGCAGCUGCAGCUCCAAGCUGGAAGCAGAGGAGACCCUCAACACGGACCUGCAAAGGAGGAGCAAAGAGCUGCAGGCUCGCAUUGAGGAGCUGGAGGAGGAGCUGGAAGCGGAGCGGGCCGUGAGAUGCAAGGUGGAGAAGCAGAGGGCUGACCUGACCAGAGAGGUUGACGACCUCACCGACCGACUGGAGGAAGCCGGAGGGGUCACCGCCUCGCAGAUGGAGGCCCAUAAGAAGCGAGAGGCCGAGCUGCAGCGUCUGAGGAGAGACCUGGAGGAGUCCUCGGUCCAGUCGGAGGCCCUGGCCGCGACCCUGAGGAAACGGCACGCCGACGCCAUGGCCGAGGCCGGCGAGCAGUGCGAGGCGCUGCUGCGGGUCCGGGCCAAGCUGGAGAAGGAGAAGCAGGGCCUGAGGGCGGAGGUGGACGAGCUGGCCGCGGCGCUGGAGAGCGCGCAGAAAGCCAAGGCGUCCGCAGACGGGCAGGUGAGGAAGCUGGAGGAGCAGCUGGCGGAGGCCGUGAGGAGAGGCGACGACCUGCAGAGGACGCUCACCGAGCUCAGCGUGGCCAAGAACAGACUCACAGCCGAUAACGCAGACUUCAGUCGACUCAUGGAGGAGGCUGAGGGCAGAGCCAGUCAGCUGACGCGCUCCAAAACGCUGCUCCAAAGCCAACUGGAGGAGCUGAAGAAGCAGGUGGACGAGGAGGUCAAGUGUAAGCAGGCGGUCGCCGGCAGCCUGGGCUCGGCGCGGCAGGAGUGCGAGGCCCUGAAGGAGCAGCUGGAGGAGGAGCAGGAGAGCAAGCAGGAGCUGCAGCGCCUCGUCUCCAAGCUCAACGGCGAGGUGACGCACUGGAGGACCAAGCACGAGUCGGACGCCAUCCAGCACGCCGACGAGCUGGACGAAACCAAGAGGAAGCUGGCGAUCAGGCUCCAGGAGGCCGAGGAGGCCGUGGAGGCCACGCAGGCCAAGUGCUUCUCCCUGGAGAAAACCAAACAGAGGCUGCAGGGAGACGUGGAGGAGCUCUGCAUGGACCUGGAGAAGGCCGGCAGCUGCGCUCAGGCUCUGGACAAGAAGCAGCGGCUCCUGGAGAAGCAGCUGGGCGACUGGAAGCAGAAGUGCGAGGAGCUGGUCGCCGAGGUGGAGGCCUGCCAGAAGGAGAGCCGGCAGCACGCCGGCGAGCUCUUCAAGCUCAAGACGGCUCACGAGGAGUCGCUGGAGCAGCUGGAGGUGCUGCGCAGGGAGAAUAAAGCCUUCCAGGAGGAGAUCGCUGACCUCACCGACCAGCUGUCUGACGGAGGCAAGAGCGUCCACGAGCUCCAGAAGGCCAAGAGGAAGAUCGAGAUGGAGAAGGAGGAGCUGCAGGCGUCGCUGGAGGAAUCUGAGGCGGCGCUGGAGGCUGAGGAGACCAAGGUGCUGAGGCUGCAGCUGGAGUUGUCCCAGGCUAAAGGGGACCUGGAGCGCAGAGUGCAGGAGAAAGAGGAGGAGAUGGAAGCCGCCAGAAAAACCCACCAGCGGGCAUUGGAGUCUGUGCAGGCCAGUCUGGACGUGGAGGUGAAAGGCAGAGCGGAGGCCCUGAAGCUGAAGAAGAAGCUGGAGGCCGACGUCAACGAGCUGGAGCUGCAGGUGGACCUGCUCACCAAGAGCAACGCCGAGCUCAGCAAGAACGGGAAGAAGAUGCAGCAGCAGAUCAAGGAGGUGCAGGCCCAGCUGGAGGAGGAGGUGCGGAGCCACGAGGAGCGCAGGGAGGAGCAGGCAGCCACGGAACGCCGCUGCCUCCUGCUGGCCAGCGAGGGAGAGGAGGCCGCCGCCGCCCUGGAGAGCGCCGAGCGCGCCCGCAAGGCCCUGGAGGCGGAGCUGCAGGAGGCCAACGAGAAGUACAGCGACCUCAGCAACCAGUUUCAAUCGGCUCUGAGCGGGAGGAGGAAGCUGGAGGUGGACCUCCAGACUCUGCAGCAGGAGCACGAGGAGCUGCAGGGGGAGCUGAGAGGAUCCGCGGACAAGUCCAAGAAGGCCGGCGCUGAGCUGGCGAGGGUGGCCGAGGAGCUGCGUCUGGAGCAGGAGCACUCUCUCCACCUGGAGAGGGUGAAGAAAGGCCUGGAGGCCCAGAUCAAGGACAUGGGCGUCCGGCUGGACGAGGCCGAGCAGAUGGCCCUGAAAGGAGGCAAGAAGAUCAUCCAGAAGCUGGAGGGAAAGGUGAAGGAGCUGGAGCUGGAGCUGGACACGGAGCAGAAGCGCCACGCCGAGACGGUGAAGACGCUGCGGAAGAACGAGCGCCGGCUGAAGGAGCUGCUGUUCCAGACGGAGGAGGACCAGAAGAACCAGCAGCGGAUGCAGGAGCUGGUGGAGCGUCUGCAGAACAAGAUGAGGGCCUACAAGCGCCAAGUGGAAGAGGCCGAGGAGCAGGCGAACAUGAACCUGGCCAAGUACAGGAAGACCAUCCACGAGCUGGAUGACGCCGAGGAGCGGGCCGACAUCGCCGAGUCAGCGCUCACCAAGAUCAGGACCAAGAACAGAGGCAGCUUUGGCAAAGGCUACUCUUCUGGAUACAGCACGCCGUUCCCCGGCCUGGUCAGGUCUCCCAGCUCUGCGGGCUCCGAGGGCAGAGGGGAGAAGAUCCUCAGCGACGACAACGAGUCCGUGAGCUCCCUCAUCCCGGCCUAUCUCAACUCCCUCAAGAAGCUGAUGAUCGAUGAUUAGGUCUGACUGUCUCCUGAAGACAUUAAACUAUGUGUGUGAACCUGUACUGUACUGAUCAGUGUCCUCAUUAUACUCACUCCUUCUUCUUCAUUCUACUUUAUAAUGUAAUUUUUGCGUGUAGAGACAGUACUCAGAGUCAGUCAUGUCAUAAAUUACAUCAACAAUCAGUUUUGACUUGUAACUGGCUUAUAAAUGAGUCCGAAUUAUAAAGCAUAAUUAAGUGUUUCCAAGUAAAAUCUGCAACAAGGUGCUAUGGAUGCUUUAGCUCAGAGCAUCAAUAUCUAAGUACAUUAAGUCCAAAUGUAUCACAUAUUUUACUAUCUGUUAUAACCUGUAAUGAGGCUUGAACAAACCACUUUGUUGUUUAAUGUGAAUGAUUUUUUUUUGUAGUAAAUAAAACCCAUUUCCAUUGG
Messenger RNA from Betta splendens (Siamese fighting fish), 4210 nucleotides. RefSeq names its product myosin-16. Gene Ontology annotation, cellular component: myosin complex. The transcript has 23 exons. The coding region runs from base 396 to 3797 and encodes 1133 amino acids. NCBI's taxonomy places the organism in Eukaryota, Metazoa, Chordata, Actinopteri, Anabantiformes, Osphronemidae. The record is from RefSeq and is a predicted model, not a curated record.